GAGCCCGACGUGUGGCUGGAGGCCUCGGAGGUUUGGGAGUUGGCAGCAGCAGACAUUUCCAUUUCGCCAGUCCACUCCGCAGCCAGACACGAAAACCCCGACGGCAAGGUGCGCAGCUAG
Eimeria necatrix is the source of this 120-nucleotide messenger RNA. RefSeq lists its product as hypothetical. The annotation marks the transcript as partial. The transcript has a single exon. Lineage: Eukaryota; Apicomplexa; Conoidasida; Eucoccidiorida; Eimeriidae. The record is from RefSeq and is a predicted model, not a curated record.